Prorocentrum cordatum is the source of this 1729-nucleotide messenger RNA. Lineage: Eukaryota; Dinophyceae; Prorocentrales; Prorocentraceae. The record is from the annotation of a GenBank genome assembly.
GAUGCCUGUCAUUCCUAAGAAAUGCAGCGCUGGAUCGAGGAGCAUCGCCGCCUUCGCCAAGAAGGCCUCUGCGCCGACACCAUCUCUGCCGCUGCCGCCGGUGAAGAAGCGGCUGAAGACGAGUGGGCCGCAGCAGAUCGUGGUGGCGAAGGCGACUCCCAAACCAGCACCGAAGGUGCGACGUGAGCUGGUCGCGCUCACGGACGCAGCAUCUUCGUCACGGGCGCGGGCGCCACGGUGUGAUGCCCCCGCUGGCUCCGAUGCUGCAGCCAGCCUCGCGCCAUGCGGCAGCGCACCUGUCGAGCCCGUCGAGCCUGGCGAGACGAAUGUCCCAAUGGAGGUGGACGCCGGAACUGGAGAUCUCCCUGGCUGCGUGGAGGAGCCUCCAGAACCCAUCGACCCGCUGGCACCGACGAGCACGCCUUGCUCGACUGAGGCGGAUGCGCAGCCCUCCCAAGAGGCUCCGACGUUUUGUCCGCCACGCAGCAUCCUUCGGGCCAAGCUGGACUUGAAUGUGCAGCCGAUUCCCGAAGACGCGUCCUGGAGGGCACCCGACGACGAUUUCGAUAGCCUUGCCACCACAGAGCCAAUGGAUGGCAGCGAGGCAGCUUUGGCUUUGGCGGCAGGGGGCGUUCUGGAGGUCGAGCAGGCUGCCUCCAGUGAGGUGGCGGCGCCAGGCUGCCAGGAUAUCGAGGCAUCGCCCGGCGCUGCUGCAAGCCAGGCAGGUGGCUCAGGAGAGCCCGCCAUCGCCCUCGAGGCAGGCGGCGACGUUGCGGGCGGCUCGCAGGAGGGCGACGCCGAUUCUGCUGGCCCCGGCGCCCUCGACAUCGGCCGCAUCGAGGACCCCGGCGGUGCGCUGGCUGUCGGCUCGUUUGGCAACGACGUGCAGCCGCAGCCGCCGCCGCCCGCGCCCGCACCGCCUGUCGCGCCGGCGUUGGUCUGGCCGCCGAUCACGAGGACCUUGGCGGACUUGUUCAAUUGGGCGAGUCACUGCGUGACCGCAGUUGCUCGACAUGACGGCAAGCCCGAGGACGCAGUGUUAACCGAGUUGCGUGUGGCGGUCAGCGAGACGACGUACACGACGGCCUUCAGUGGUAUCGACGCGCCUGGGGUUGCCGCGUCCACGAUUGAGGGCCUUCUCGACGAUCAAGGUUUCCCAGGGCCAUCAAUGAGGCACCUUUCGUCGACGGAGUUUCUCGAGGAAAGCAACCAGGAGCUCGGGAUUCACCCUCACUGUCCUGAACAUCAGUUUGAAGACAUCGAGUCCUUCUGGGAGCCGUCGGUCAAGGAGAAGCUCGACUCGCUGGGGCGCGCCCACGUGGCGAUCAGUCUCGACAUGCUCCGUGAGAUCAUCCUGUCUGGCCGCGCGGUCAGGGACCACGCGCCUUGCAGGUGCCGCCAUUGCGCGGGACGCCGCAGGCGCCACCCUCGUGGCAAGGUCCACUGGGCGGGGACCCCGUGCGUGGACUGGUCGCCGAUUGGGCAGCAAGGCAAAGACUCGGGGCGGACAGUUCGAGCCCUGGCGAUCUGGAUCGCUCUGAGGAUCCUCUUGCAGGAGCCCAUCGUGAUCCACGAGAAUUCCGACCGCUUCGACGUGUCCAUCCUGACCGACUUGCUCGGCGCCCACUACCACGUGCACUCGCAGUUCGUCGCCGCCGUCGCUGGACGAUCCUGCUGCAUCGCCGCCACGUGGCAACAGUCUGGCCCUCAGCAGCUGGCGGAAGGCUAA